AUGAAAAUGGCAGAAAGAAUGGAGAUGAAUAAAAUCUUGUAAGAUUAAAAAGAAGACACAGACAAUAAGUUCACUUCAAAUAAUACAGAGGAGAAUCAAAAUUAACUAAAUAUGUUAAAACAACAGAAAGACCCCAUUACUCAAUUUCUGAGACAAGUUCCUCCAGACAUCUCAAAAGCAGAAAUACAUGGACAAGCAAACUAAGUAGUAAAUCUUGAGAAGAUAAACUUUGAUCUUCAAAAUCCAGACUCAUUCUGUAUCUGCUGUGGUCUGCCCAUCCCAGCUGGUUCUGAAUACCCUUUAUGCUCAGAUUUAAAGGACCUAAAAUCUUUAGGUGCUGGUUAUCCCAUGUAUUAUGCUUUAAAGAAAAACUUUGCUUGGUUAUUGUUCAUACUCAGUAUUCUCUGCGGAAUACCCUGCUCAAUAAUAGCAGGUGUUUAGAUUUUAAAAAACCGAGGUUACACUUCUGAUUACUAUCCUUAUAUGUCCAAAGUUUCAAUUGGAAAUGUGUUUCUAAUUAAAGAACUAUUUGAUGAUGAUAAUCUCAUUCUCCUUGCAGAUAUAAUUUUAUACCUUAAUGCCGUUGGAAUCAUUUACUUGCUUAUUCAUUCUAUCUAUCUCAGAAGAAUGCUCAUUAAGCUUAACUAAGAGUUGGAUGAGGACUAAAUAUCUCCUUCUGAUUUCACAUUAAUAGCAAGGCAUUUGCCUUAGAAUAUUACAUAGGAUUAAUUAAAGGCCAAGUUUGAAAACUAAUACUCAAAAUACAAUAUAAAGGUGGCUUAUGUAAAUUAUGCCUACAAUAUUGAGAAGAUGUGCCAGUGCAACAAGUAAGACUUAAUGUCAAACAAAACUAUAGCUGUGCCUCCCUUGAGAAUAAAAACUGGACUAUGCAAAAGUGAAACCAUAACUUUAGAAUAAAUAAAUAAGCAGAUUUAAGAAGUUUCAGAUUAAAUGACUGAAUUUGAUGCUAAUUUGGCACCAGGUACCAAAGAAGAGUUAUAUAUUGGGACAGCUUUUAUAAUUUUGGAAAGCUAAAAAGAUUUGUAACUUAUGAUCAAUCUUUAAGAUGACUCAUUAUUUUCACUUAUAUUCUCAUGGAUCAAUCAUUUAUUCUGCUCAUGCUGCUAAAAUAAGGAAAAUGUUUCUAGAAAUAAUAGGUUUGAGAGAGCUCCAGAGCCGACUGAUGUCUACUGGGAUAAUUUAAGUGUUUCUUUUUUCAGAAGAGUGAGGUAUAUUUUCUUGACAUAUAUUGCAACGAUUCUAUUAAUAGGAGCAUGCUUUGGUAUUAUAUAUGGCAUAAACAAAGGUAAAGAUAAGCUUAACGAUUAAUAAGAUAGUAUUCCAUACUCAACGAUUAGAUUCUUAUCAAUCCUCUGCUCUUUUAUUGUUGUCUUUAUCAAUAUAUGUCUGAGGGGUGUAGUUAGAGCCUUCUCUUAAAUGGAAAGACAUGAAACUUAUACCGCGUAUAAUUUAUCAGUCGCUUUUAAACUUACCUUGGCAAGAUUUAUCAAUACUUCAAUCGUACCUAUUGUGGUUAAUAUUUCUGUAAACAGAUGGUUCGUUGACGGUGGUUUAAUUUCAGAUAUAUUCUAUAUUAUGAUCUCUAUUUCAUUCCUUGAUCCUUUACUCUAUCUUUUUGAUGUCUUUUAUUUGAUAAGAGUUAUCAAAAGAUUCUUUGCAAGAAGAGCUGGUGCCAACAGUGUUCUUACAUAAGAAGAUGCUAAUAAUUUAUGGGAGGGUCCUCCAUUGGAUAUGGCUAAUAGAUAUUCUAAUACUGCUAAUCUGUUUUUAACAGCAGUUUUCUUUCACCCAUUGCUGCCAGUAUCAAUUCCUAUUGCUCUAUGUGGAUGCUUCUUCUCAUAUUGGAUCGAUAAGACUCUCUUAUUAAGGAGACAUAAACUUCCUGAGCAAAUGUCUGGUCUAAUGGCUAAGUUUAUAGCUAACUUAUUACCAUAUUUCGCGUUCUUGUGGUCACUCAAUCUUUUACUAUUCUACAGAACUCUCUACAAAGAUUUCUAUAAGGGUGAAACUCAAGGUAAACUGAUAGUUCCUUAUGCUAUCAUUGCAACUUGUUCCCUCUUUAUAUUACUGCCAGUUAGGACUUUAAUCAAUAAAUGUCUAGAGAACCUUGGAGAACAGCCUACUUCUGAAAAAUAUAAUGAUUUUUAUUCAAAGUUCCCAACUGAUUAUGAUAGAGAAAACCCAGUUACAAAGAACGAAGCUUUCGUACGACUUUUGGAACAUAAAAUGCUAACUGAGAAAUCAGCAGAAGCCUAAGAUUAACUUCAAAGACACAAACAAAAUAUUGCUAAUGCAUCUCUAUUCGAUGCUAUAAGAAACUAUACAAAUAAAAAAGAAGCAUAAAUUAUAGCUAUGCAAAAAUAACACAUCACUCCAAUUCAGCAAGUAGGAGGAUUUAUGGGAGGAUUCAGUCAAAGUAUGCAUCAUAGAGUAAGUGGAGGACAUCAUCAUAGACCAACAGUUAUGAGGCACUCGCAUGAUUAUUCAAAGGCUGAUUAUAAGAGAGGAAUCACUGCAUUCUAAUACUAGUAACAGUAUAAUGCCUCUUAAUAUCAAUAAAAUGUAAAUUACGCAGCAAAUUACUACGAUCCAUACAGCUAACUUGGAUUUUACAAUUAUGGUUACAAUUAAAAUCCUUAAACAUACGCUAACUAAUAUCAAUAAGCAUAUUAAAACUAAGGUCAAUAAUAUGGGAAUGGGGGUAGCAUUGUAUCGUAUCCUAAUUCAUUUAUUGAUAAAUAUCCAAACGCAAAAAAAGGAAGAGUUAUCGAUGAUCCUAUUAGAAAUGCUGGUUCUAAUGUGAGUCACGGAAGCAAGAAGAAUACACAUAAAUCUAAACAUAGCAGUAGUAGCGAUAGCAGCGAUGAUGGUAAGCACAAAAAUCACGGUAAUAAUGUUCACACUGGUAAGAAAGUAAAGAAUAAGAAAGAUGGAAUAAAUUCAAGUCUUAAUGGUCCAGCUAAUGUUAAUUAAUCAGCAUAGCAGUUAUACCCUCAAGUUCAAACUCAAUUUGAAAAUACGAACUUUAAUUAAGGCUACAACCCUAGUGUCGUUUAAAAUCCUUCAUUAUAUCAACAGUAAUUGCCUGCUGGAUAUGUGGAUUAGUAAAAUCAGUAAAAUUACAACUAAUAGUACCCACAGUAUAAUCAAUCUAUCAACCAAUAGUAGCAAUAGCAGUAUCAGCAGCAAUAUCCAGGUACCUAUCCACAAGUUUAGCAAUAUCCACCAAACUAGGGUUACUAUUGA
This is a messenger RNA of Stylonychia lemnae, 3267 nucleotides long. The record is from the annotation of a GenBank genome assembly. NCBI's taxonomy places the organism in Eukaryota, Ciliophora, Spirotrichea, Sporadotrichida, Oxytrichidae.